AUGUUCAACCUGCCCCCUGUGCAGACUUGGCUUAAAUUCAAAGAGUGGUCCGAUAUUUUUGGUCCCAUUUUCAGCUUCACGCUUCCAGGAAGAUAUAUGGUCGUAGUCUCAACCGAGAAAAUCGCCAAUGAUCUCCUUCGAGAGCGUGGUUCGCUGUACUCAUCGAGAGAGCAACUGCCAAUGGCAGCCGAACUGAUGUCCAAGAAUCUUCGGACACUGCUUCAGCCAUACGACGAGCGAUGGAGACGGGGCCGCAAGCUCAUGCACGUUUUAACUAUGCCAGCAGCGGCGACCAAGUAUCAGCAUUUACAGGUGUUCGAAUCCGAAAGGCUUAUUUUCGAUCUACUAAGGGAUCCGUCCAGAUACGAAGAGCUUUUCGAACGGUAUGCCGGUGCCGUUAUUAUGCGGCUGGGAUACGCGAAGACAGUUGAAUCUAACGACGAGCCUUUAGUCCGCCGAGCGCUCGAGGUCGUGCAUACCGUGGAGCGUGUCGCCUCUCCAGGAUCGUACUUAGUCGAUAGCUUUCCUAUACUUAUGUAUCUCCCAAAAUGGCUCGCCCCUUUCAAGAAAGAGGCAGAGAUACUUCACCAGAGAGAGCUGUCACUAUUCCGAUCCUUGAUGGAAGAAGUCCGACAGGCAAUGAAGCAACCUGGAUGUCCUCCCUCUUUUAUGAAAACGUUUCUCGAAAGGCAAGACGAAUUUGGACUUACCGAUGAUGAAGGGGCAUAUGUAAUCGGUACCCUUUUUGAGGCCGGUAGCGGUACCACAGCAGCGGCGAUGAUGUCUUUUUGCUUAGCAAUGUGCCAUUAUCCAGAUUGGCAAGAAAAGCUACAGGCAGAGAUUGAUCAAGUUGUGGGAGACCAGCGACUGCCGGCUUUCGACGACAUCCCUGAACUGCCCCUGGUCCGGGCCGUUGCAAAAGAGGUUCUAAGAUGGCGGCCGGUCACAGCCGGAGGUAUUCCCCAUCAGCUCAUCAAAGAUGAUACUUACCUAGGGUUCUUCUUCCCUGCUGGCACUGUGGUACAUGCAAACCAGUGGUGA
Exophiala aquamarina CBS 119918 is the source of this 1041-nucleotide messenger RNA. RefSeq lists its product as uncharacterized. Gene Ontology annotation, molecular function: oxidoreductase activity, acting on paired donors, with incorporation or reduction of molecular oxygen; monooxygenase activity; heme binding. NCBI's taxonomy places the organism in Eukaryota, Fungi, Ascomycota, Eurotiomycetes, Chaetothyriales, Herpotrichiellaceae. The coding region runs from base 1 to 1041 and encodes 346 amino acids. The transcript is spliced from 2 exons. The record is from RefSeq and is a predicted model, not a curated record.